AUGCCCUUAACUUACAAGAACACGAUACCUUGCGCCAUGAUUAAGGCUGAGCAGAUGAAAGGCCCAGUUUUGACCGAAGAUAGUGCUCUUGAGUUUCUUGCUAUAAAUGGACUCCCGGGCCCCUAUGUGUAUGUGACAGAGACGCUUGGCUUGUAUGCCGUCCAAGAGUUUUAUUCGGCGCUUGAAAUAACGGACUGUGUCAGCUUCUGGCUUUGUGCUUUCUCCUCCAGACCGGGUGUCGAGCCUGUCCUAUUCCAGGGCCGGGUUGACAGUCAGACUGUCACGCCGAGGGGAUCUAAUGGCUUUGCCUUCGAUCCAAUAUUCGAAGUUCAAGGGAGAAUACGGAGAGACGCUCAAACAAAGGCAUGUCAAGCUCGCAGCAAAAAUAAGGUGAUUUACCGAUGGACAACUAGAAUCAGUUGUCAGAAUUGCUCUGCAAGAGCUCAAGCAUUGUCUUAG
Messenger RNA from Aspergillus fumigatus Af293, 459 nucleotides. RefSeq names its product putative Ham1 family pyrophosphatase. The coding region runs from base 1 to 459 and encodes 152 amino acids. Gene Ontology annotation, cellular component: cytoplasm. Lineage: Eukaryota; Fungi; Ascomycota; Eurotiomycetes; Eurotiales; Aspergillaceae. The transcript is spliced from 3 exons. Gene Ontology annotation, molecular function: nucleoside triphosphate diphosphatase activity. Gene Ontology annotation, biological process: nucleoside triphosphate catabolic process. The record is from RefSeq and is a predicted model, not a curated record.